This is a messenger RNA of Corapipo altera (White-ruffed manakin), 3771 nucleotides long. It is a transcript of the gene APBA1, whose product is annotated as amyloid beta precursor protein binding family A member 1. The transcript has 14 exons. Lineage: Eukaryota; Metazoa; Chordata; Aves; Passeriformes; Pipridae. The record is from RefSeq and is a predicted model, not a curated record. The coding region runs from base 220 to 2691 and encodes 823 amino acids. Gene Ontology annotation, cellular component: dendritic spine; plasma membrane; cytoplasm. Gene Ontology annotation, biological process: chemical synaptic transmission. Gene Ontology annotation, molecular function: amyloid-beta binding; protein binding.
GGCCGCGGGAGGAGCGGCCGGCUGCCGGGCUUUCCGCCCUGCGCUGCGCGGCCGCCCCCACCGGAGCCGCCCUGCCUGCUGAGGAGGCGGCGCGGACCCGCUCCAGAGUAACUUGAAUUGGAAAGGAUCCCUGGAUGCCAUCUGAUCUAAGCUCUGCUCCAAUCAGCUGUGAUAGACAAAAUGUCAGUAGAAUAAGUGACCUACCCUACAGAACUUGCCAUGAACCAUUUGGUUGGACCACCUGAGGGGGAGGUCAGUGAAGAGCCAGCGAAUGGAGCAGUGAAUGAGUCAGUGGAGGCUGAUUUGGAGCACUCAGAAGUGGAAGAGGAGCAGAGGUAUGUGACUCACUACCCAAGGCAUACAAACAGCAUCCAAGCAAGCCUGUCUGGGCAGGAGGAGGAAGGGAUGUUAGCUCGGUCAGCCAGCACGGAGAGUGGUUUCCACAAUCACACGGAUACUGCAGAAGGGGAUGUGAUAGCCACAGUGGAGGACAGUUACGACACAGAGAGGGUGCAGGAGAAUGAGGAUGAGAGCGCGUAUGCAGUGCAGUACAGGCCAGAGUCUGAGGAGUACACGGAGAACGCUGAGGCUGAGCAUGGCGAGGCCAUUCAUAACCGAACAUUGCCCAAUCACUUACACUUCCAUUCCAUUGAGCACGAGGAAGCCAUGAAUGCGGCCUACUCAGGUUAUGUCUACACACAUCGUCUCUUCCACCGAGGAGAGGAUGAGCAGUAUGCUGAGGCUUACGCUGACUACGGACUGCAGGAGCAUGUAUAUGAGGAAAUAGGAGAUACACCAGACCUCGAUGUUAGGGAGGGGAUCCAACAGUAUGAGCGGGAAAGGGAGGAAGCCGACAAUUACCGUAAGGAGGCACUUGGUGCCCGCCUUCACCACUACGAUGAGCGGUCGGAUGGAGAGUCUGACAGCCCUGAAAAGGAAGCAGAAUUUGCACCCUACCCAAGAAUGGAUAGCUAUGAACAGGAGGAGGACAUUGAUCAGAUUGUAGCAGAGGUGAAGCAGAGCAUGAGCUCCCAGAGCUUAGACAAGGCAGCUGAAGACAUGCCAGAGUCAGAGCAGAGUUUGGAGCAUGGUCAGGCUCUUGUCAGUGGUGGGCAUGAAAGUAAUGGCCAGCUCACAUCUGGUUCUCGAGUUACAUCCAGCUCAGGAGAAUCUGUACAGAGGUACAGCAAGGAAAAGAGAGAUGCAAUUUCACUGGCCAUCAAGGAUAUUAAAGAGGCUAUUGAGGAAGUGAAGACAAGGACCAUCCGUUCUCCAUAUACCCCUGAUGAACCUAAGGAGCCUAUCUGGGUGAUGCGGCAGGACAUCAGUCCAUCCAGAGAUUCUGACGACCAGAGACCACUAGAUGGAGAUUCUCCAUCUCCAGAUUCCUCUUCACCUCGGGGUGCUGAAUCAUCAAGUAGGCAACAUCACCAGGAUGUCUGCAGUACAGCAGAGGCCUCCACUAAUAAAGAGUCCAGAAAAAGCUUGGCUUCAUUUCCGACGUAUGUUGAAGUUCCCGGACCUUGUGAUCCUGAAGACUUAAUCGAUGGAAUCAUUUUUGCUGCCAAUUACCUUGGUUCAACUCAACUGCUUUCUGAUAAAACUCCCUCCAAGAAUGUGAGAAUGAUGCAAGCUCAGGAAGCUGUCAGCAGAAUCAAGAUGGCCCAGAAAUUAGCCAAAAGCAGGAAGAAGGCUCCAGAAGGUGAAUCUCAACCCAUGACUGAAGUAGACCUCUUCAUUUCUACACAGAGAAUAAAAGUACUGAAUGCAGACACACAGGAAACCAUGAUGGAUCAUCCCCUGCGGACCAUUUCUUACAUUGCUGAUAUAGGAAAUAUAGUUGUUUUGAUGGCUCGUAGGCGAAUGCCACGGUCUAACUCCCAGGAUAAUGUGGAAGCAUCUCACCCUUCCCAAGACGGAAAGAGACAGUACAAAAUGAUUUGCCAUGUCUUUGAGUCUGAGGAUGCGCAGCUGAUUGCACAGUCCAUAGGUCAAGCAUUUAGUGUGGCCUACCAAGAAUUUCUGAGGGCAAAUGGAAUCAACCCAGAAGACCUUAGCCAGAAGGAAUAUAGCGACUUGCUCAAUACCCAGGAUAUGUACAAUGAUGACCUGAUUCACUUCUCGAAGUCUGAAAAUUGCAAAGAUGUUUACAUUGAAAAGCAAAAGGGAGAAAUCCUAGGUGUGGUGAUUGUGGAGUCUGGCUGGGGCUCCAUUUUGCCUACAGUUAUCAUAGCGAACAUGAUGCAUGGAGGACCGGCAGAGAAGUCUGGGAAGCUGAACAUAGGAGACCAGAUCAUGUCAAUCAAUGGGACCAGUUUAGUUGGUUUACCACUCUCAACAUGUCAGAGCAUCAUAAAGGGUUUGAAAAAUCAGGCCCGAGUUAAACUGAACAUCGUUAGAUGUCCUCCAGUAACCACAGUCUUGAUCAGAAGACCAGACCUCAGAUAUCAAUUGGGCUUCAGUGUGCAGAAUGGCAUUAUCUGUAGCCUUAUGAGAGGGGGUAUAGCAGAGCGAGGAGGUGUGCGUGUUGGCCAUCGGAUUAUUGAAAUCAACGGGCAGAGUGUUGUAGCAACACCCCAUGAGAAAAUUGUUCACAUCCUCUCAAAUGCUGUUGGUGAGAUUCAUAUGAAGACUAUGCCAGCUGCCAUGUACAGACUGUUGACUGCGCAAGAGCAACCAGUUUACAUCUAAAGCCGACACCUCACCGUCACAACGUGCAUGGAAGAUGUUUUUCCCCAUUAGUGCUUGUCUCUCUAGUGCUGCAUUUGUGUGUCUGCAGAGACAUUUCUUUCUCUCUCCCCCCUUCACAGACACAAAUACACUGUCACUCUCUCCUCUAUCCUUUUUUCCUCUUCUCCCCACCACUUUUCUGUAUUUUGGGAAGGGGCAAAAUACAUCUAUGGAACAAUUUUGGUUGCAUCUUUUUACAAGUGAAACUUCAUGUAGCUCCACAUGCAAAACAGGAAAAUUACAGCUGCACUGUCCACAGAGUAUUCACAAAUGGCUCUGUUUCAUGCUAACGUAAUUUUGUGGCUAUAAUUUGAGUAACAGAUAAAAGUAUAGGGUACAAAGCGUUCUCUUGGACAUCCUGCAUGUGACUUUGCUUUUCUUGUCCUAUUUUCCCACGGGCACUGAGCUCAGUACUAAAGGUUUAUGUCUAUAGGGAAAGUGGAAUACCAAAAGUAUAGUUUUGCCCUCAGGAAGAAUUGCCUGCUUAUGAAGACUCAGUAAAUGCUGCUGUUGUAAAAUUAAUUGUCCUAAUACACACCUUUCAAUUCCCCUCUGUCAUCAAUUCUUCAUGAUAGUAGGACCCGAAAAAGUACUCUGUGAAUCACUGAAACAUGUUAUACUUCUAUUACUUACACUAAGAAAUUUGGGAGGCAUUUUUUACAGCAGUCUCCCAGUCUCUGCCCCCAGAUUUCUAACUCCCUGUUUUCUUCUGCUUUGUUUUUAAAUGCAACAUGUCUUUUAUAGUCCCUGCCCAUUUUAGAGGUUAAAGUGGAGGGGAGGAUCAUUAAAUAUCCACAACAGAAAUAGUAAGGGGAUUUCCUGAAUAGCUACACUUUUUCUAGGCUCUUAAUUCCGAAUUUGGUGCACAUAGCCACGUGUGCCACUGUAUAUAGACAUUUUUAAAAUUGUGCUUGCUAUUUAUGAAGUUUGAAUAUAAGAGAUCUGCAGACUAUUCUAAGUAAUUUUGUUCUCUGAGCCAGUUUUAACAAAUAUUUUUGUCCAAAGACUGUCUGAUUUUAUUGAAUUCCUCUUUAGUUCAAG